AUGAGCGAGUAUUCUCCUUAUCACCUUCUUCAAAGUCCUAGUGACAAAGAAGUGGGACAAGGUAGUUUACCCAAUGUACACAAUAACCAAGAAUUCAACGACGUCCAAACACUGACAAAUCAAAUAAAAGGACUGUAUUUGUCGCCAGAAUGCAGCGAUGUAACUCUUAUUGUAGAUGAUAAAAGAUUCAACGCUCACAAGACGAUAUUGUCUUGUCGAAGUGAAUACUUUAGGUAAGACGAUGACUUAUAUUAUCAAUUUUAUUGAGUUUAGAGCUAUGUUCUUUGGCGGAAUGCGAGAACGUCAAGAUGCUGAAGUUGUUCUACAUGAUACAUCAGCUCCGGCAUUUGAAAUCUUGUUAAACUACUUUUAUACGGGCAAGCUGAGGUUCAAUAACAUGAAAUUAAACUUGUUCUUGGAUGUAUUUGGUCUUGUACAUCUAUACGGGAUCAAGAAACUAGAAGAAUCAAUGUGUGAGUAUCUAAAACAUUCACUGCAAGUUAGCACGGUUACUGUAAUAUAUUCCACUGCCCACUUGUACGCGUUGGAAACGUUGAUGAACGACUGUUUGGAGUUCAUGGACAGAUACGCAGCUGAAGUCAUGGCAACUGAUGUAAGGGAAUUUAAAGGUUUCGUAAAGCUACAGUAAACAAUUUCAAGUCUUACUGUUGUCUUGAUUUCGUGUAUUACUUAUCAUUAAACUUCACGUUUUAGAGUUUCCUUCAUCUAACCGGGUCGGGUCUACUACAAAUAUUAAGUAGGAAUUCGUUUUGUGCGUUGGAAUUGUCGAUAUUCCAGACGUUGAUGAAGUGGAUCGACUGUCAUCCAGAAGAAGAAAACAUGUACAAUAGUCUGCUACAACAGAUACGAUUACCGUUGAUCAAGCUAGGAGAUCUGAUGGAAGUUGUGAGACCUACCAACAUGAUCGAACCUGAACGGAUUCUGGAUGCCAUCAACGAUCAGAUAUCCAAAAGGACUUCCGAUUUGGGCUACAGGGGAUUCAAGAGUAAGACUUUUUUGUUGUUUUAAUUUAGAUUUGAAUUCCAAAACAAAACGGAAUAAUUAUUGAAAAUGUUAUAUGUGAUGGUAAUAUUAUAAUAAAAUAUAUUGUAGCAGGGACGUCGCUACGGUUUUUCUCUGGGGGGGGAGGUCGAAAAAUUUUUUUCGGUCCACAGGUAAGCUACCUGUGGACCGAUUUUUCAAAAAAUUUUUUUUCAAUUCAUUGCCACCCCCCCCAAACGACGUCCCUGUAUUGUAGAACUAAACACGAACGUGGUAUCUACGGCUAUGGGAGCCAAAGUAAUUGAGGGACAGAACGGAGAUACGAUCAUGAAGCCAAAAGAUGAUCAAAAGAUUGAGAUCGAGAAGUGUACCUGCCAUGAAGUCGCGAUUCAAGACCAAUGCAUCACGGUUGAGGUAGAUUACAUUUUGUUUAUAUUACAAGAAGGAAUUCUUUUUUGUAAUGUUUGAAGCCUUAAUUCACAAGUUUAUUUGUACAAUCUAUCUUUCAGCUUGGCCGUGCUUAUAUAAUCAACUACAUAGAGCUGCACAUGGUCGACAGAGAUCAGAGGCUGUACUCUUAUUAUAUUGAUAUUAGUAUGGACGGCACUGAUUGGGUUAGAGUCAUCAAUUACAACCAGUUCUACUGUAGGGGAAAACAAAAGUUGUUCUUUUCGGAAAGAGUAGCACGGUGCGUGAUUCAUAAUAUUACCUUGCAAAUUAUGGUUAACUUGGACGGUAGUUUUGAUUACCAAUAAGUGUUUUUUCGAUGUAUCGUUUUCAAGUGAAUAACCAAUUUGUAAUUAUUUUAGUUUCAUUCGCUUGACAUGCAAUCGUUCCUCUGUCCACACGAUGUUCUACAUCUCAGAACUGAAGGCCAUGUAUGUCUCGGAAUCCCCGGAACUACACAACGAUACUAUUAUACCUGUACAUAAUGUGGCGACGAUAGAAGAGAACGCCCAUGUUAUAGAAGGCGUGUCACGAAGUAGGAAUGCACUUUUAAAUGGAAUCACAGAAAACUACGACUGGGACAAUGGCUACACUUGUCAUCAGCUGGGCAGUGGCUUCAUUACGGUACAAUUACCUCAACCUUAUAUAAUCGGGUCCUUGAAGUAAGUUUUUAGCAGUUUCUUGAUGUUAAUUCCCUAUACUAUAGGCCAAGCAACGUGGUUUUUAAUAAUCAUAUUGUUUCAGAUUGCUGUUGUGGGAUUGCGACGACCGUAGAUAUUGUUUUACGAUAGAAGUAUCCCAUGAUAACGAACAGUUUGUGAAGAUAGUUGAAGGACGUCAGCUACAGAGUUGGCAGACCUUCUACUUCAAACCUCUGCCGGUCGUUUUCAUCAAGAUAACCGGUACCAGAAACACAGCCAACGAAGUGUUCCAUUUGGUACACUUCGAAUGCCCCGCUGACCCACGGAAUUGUCACCCAUCAUCUAAUGUGGCCAUCAGCGAUGUAAAUACCUAUCCCGUGAUAUACGCUCACCCGGACCAACAAAGCUCACAGACGUAG
This is a messenger RNA of Bursaphelenchus okinawaensis, 2509 nucleotides long. Lineage: Eukaryota; Metazoa; Nematoda; Chromadorea; Rhabditida; Aphelenchoididae. The record is from the annotation of a GenBank genome assembly.